AUGGUCCACUCGAUAUCAGUUCGUUGUCGAAAUCCGAAUCUUAUUUUGAAGCUGGAUAUGGCAAAGGCUUAUGAUAGGGUUCAAUGGCGGUUCUUAUUUCGUGUACUUGAGCUGAUGGGUUUCUCGGCGAACUUGGUUGAUAUUAUUCGGCGAUGUGUUUCCUCGUGCCAGUUCUCUUUACUAAUCAACAGGGAGCUGACGGGGUAUUUCACUUCGUCUCGUGGUCUAAGGCAGGGAGAUCCGCUCUCGCCGACUCUUUUUGUACUUGCGGCUGAUUAUCCGAGAAAGGAUCUUCCUAUCAUUUAUCUUGGAGCUCCACUAUACAAAGGGAGGGACCGGGGCAGUUUGUUUAACACUUUGCUUGAUCGCAUGCAAGCCAGGAUUUCGGGUUGGGCUCGAACCGCUUUGGCUUUCGGGGGCCGUCUGGCCUUGAUCUGGAGUACGCUUUCGACUAUUGCUUUGCAUCUUGUUCAGGUUAUUCAACCUCCGCAGUACAUUAUUAAGCAGAUUGAGCAGUGCAUGGCCAGAUUUCUCUGGGGAUCUUAUGGUAAUCAGCGCAGGCCUCAUUGGGUUGCUUGGGAGACAAUUUGUCGUCCAGUUGGUAAGGGUGGCUUGGGGUUGAAGCGUUUGACGGAUGUGAUUGACGCCUUCACUUACAAGCUCUAG
Erythranthe guttata (spotted monkey flower) is the source of this 666-nucleotide messenger RNA. The record is from RefSeq and is a predicted model, not a curated record. NCBI's taxonomy places the organism in Eukaryota, Viridiplantae, Streptophyta, Magnoliopsida, Lamiales, Phrymaceae.